AUGUCAACCGGCCUAGACAACUGGGCGCCGCCCACGAGCCAACUUACUCCGGCGACUGCAGAAGGUACGCUGCUUCAGGACUCACAAAACCCAGCUAGCUCAUUCCCUUCAGUAUACGAGCACGUGCGCCUGCGCCUGCGAAACCUUCGCAAUUUGCGGAAGUUUGAGAAAGAGGCGGAUGAAUCACGGCAGGCGCUAUCCAUGACACCUGGGGAACUUCGAAAGCUUGAGCGCCACCACUUUCCUCUCAAUACCUUAAUACAUCCCUUGCGCCUUGGUGACAUGGACGAUGAGCAGGUGCGCCAAGCAUCCGGGGCAGCACAGGCAUGGCUCUUUACCGUGCUCGAUUAUCAUGGCCGAACAAUGGGCAGGGAGCACGAAAUCCGGUUAUUCAGACUCGCCGUGGAGAAGGAGCGUCGAAGAGACGACUUGACAGAUCAGGAACAGCUCUACAUGGCGCUAUCAAACCCUGGACUCAGUUCGUCAGAAGACCGGUUACGAGCUGGAUUCAUGGUCGUGUUACAUGAGAAUCUACCUGAGAGACUACAAGAUGUCAGCGAAGUUGCAGGAAGACGAACUCGGCGCAUUAUUGAAGAAUCCAACAUGGAUGAUGAGAUGAUGAAUAUCGUCGAAUUCAUCGUGGAGAGGACGCAGUUCAUCAAAGUGGACCACUUCGCAUGCGCCAUACCCCUCUCACUACUCACCGAUAUCGCAGGCAAUACUUCGGUUGUAGACGACAAUGCCGGUUGUUGCCCUGUAUGUCAGAACUCAUACACGGACCUGUCGGAAUUCACAGUCAAGGACCUGUUGGCGGACUACCCGGUUCGGAUCAAAUACUGCGGCCAUGUAGUCGGCAAAGCCUGUCUAGAGCAGUGGAUGGUGACGCCAAAGAUCGACGAAGCCAAAUAUCCGUAUAGGACAUGCCCAUUAUGUCGUGUCAAGAUCGAGGGCGUGGAGUCUCCAACACCAGCGGCACUACUGUCAUUGCGAAACCACUUGCUAGCCGACGGACGAGCAACAAUCACUCUCCGCACGAUGCUUUACGAAUUCGGCGUAGAUGUGGAGGAGUCUGUCGAGACGAUAUGCGCCUGUAUGAGCGAGGAGAUUGCUUGUUUGGAGCUGUUGGCUGAGGUUGAACGCCGUGGUGGAGACUACAAGGAACAAGAGCGCGUACUGAAGUACAGGUUGGAGCAAUUGAAGAAGGAGAAGAGGGUGUGGGGAUUCAGAGGAGAUGGAAUAUGGAAGAAGUUUAGGGAUGACUGGAUGAACAGCACCGACUCAUAG
Molecule: messenger RNA, 1284 nt
Organism: Pyrenophora tritici-repentis Pt-1C-BFP
Lineage: Eukaryota; Fungi; Ascomycota; Dothideomycetes; Pleosporales; Pleosporaceae
Product: zf-RING-2 multi-domain protein
Source: RefSeq, a predicted model, not a curated record